Messenger RNA from Pygocentrus nattereri (red-bellied piranha), 4386 nucleotides. RefSeq names its product NACHT, LRR and PYD domains-containing protein 1 homolog. The transcript has 15 exons. NCBI's taxonomy places the organism in Eukaryota, Metazoa, Chordata, Actinopteri, Characiformes, Serrasalmidae. Gene Ontology annotation, cellular component: cytoplasm. Bases 261 to 3419 code for a protein of 1052 amino acids. The record is from RefSeq and is a predicted model, not a curated record.
UUCCUCUUCUGUUGAUUGUUAUCAGACAGUAUAAUGUUUUUCAGAGGAAAAGGGAAAUAUGACAGCACACGUUAAUCCUGUUUUACUGGAACAGCAGCUGACAGUCUUCACUGGUGUGGACGACAGUCACAGGGGAGAAACAACAUCGGAGAAACAAGCAGCGACAUGAGGAAACUUUACUGGAGAGCGUUUAUAAAUGUCUCACUGACAUCACUGGAAACACAGCACUGACAGGCAGCGGCAGAGAAUAAGACGAGGCAAUGGACCAGAACGUCCAGCCAGUCCAGCGCAGGGAGGAGCAUCAAAGCAGCUCCACCAACAGUCCAUAUAUCAGUAUUGCAGCUCAGAAUGGAGGCCAGGUCUCAGCAGUGGUGCUCACACAGUCAACCUUUCAUGGAGAUGUUAACGUUACACAGAACUUCAGCUCCACUGGUAGCCAAAUCUCCGUCUCACAGAUCUCAGCGGAAUAUAAGGAGUUUAUUGUUGACCGUUAUAAGAUGGUGGAGGAAUACAACUCUAUCCUGGAUGAAUAUGUGCUGCUGGACAAACGUUACGUGGACCUGCUGAUGAUACAGAAACACCGAGAGGUGAAAGAGAGAGAGCAGGAACUCUGCUCCAAAGGACAGAGACUCCAGAAAAUCUUAAACAGCAGGAACAGGGAUGAAUACCGAAGAACAAGCAUUCUUCAGCUGUUCAGCCCAGAUGAUCGUGGAUGUGUUCAAAAAGCCGUCCUUCUCCAAGCAAACUCAGGAAAUGGCAAAUCAUUCACUGCACAAAAGAUCAUGUUAGACUGGGCCUCUGGAUCUCUCUACACAGACAAAUUUGACUUUGUCUUCCACCUGAAGUGUAGAGAGUUGAAUGUGACAGAAGACACCAGUUUGGAGGAACUUUUGUCAGGCAGUAUAACACCAGAGCAGAUCACAGAGGUCCUGCGUUCAUCAGGCAGACUGCUGUUCCUCAUAGACGGCUUUGAUGAGCUCAAACUGCAGAAGACGACUUGCACAUUACUGACUGACCCACAUAAAACAGCUCCUCCUAAAGAUAUUCUCAUUGCCCUGCUCCAGGGGAAAAUGCUGCCCAAGAGCUUUCUGCUGGUCACCACCAGGUCCACGGCCACGCCUGUGUUGAGUAAACUGCUCAAACCCCCGUACCGCUUCAUUGAGAUUUUGGGCUUCUCUGAGAAGGGGGUGGAGGAGUACUUCCAGAGGUUUUUUAAGGAUGAAGGGGUUGCUCUCUCCAGGAAAGCCUAUGAGUGUGUGAAAGCAAACCAAAACCUUUUUACGGCCUGCUUUAUGCCUGUCAUCUGUUGGAUCAUCUGCAUAUACAUCAAGGAAAGGUUUCAAGAGGGUGCUGAUCUAAUGAGUGGAUUGGAGACGACCACCUCCAUAUAUGUUCAUUUUGUGUCCACUCUGCUGGAGAACCACUGUCAGGAUCUAAGUCACCCUGUCCAUGAUCUGCUGAAGAGCUUGGGUCAGCUGGCAGAGAGGGGAAUGCUAGAACAGAAGGUCUUGUUUGAUGAGACUGUGGAAGCAGAUGUCAGUGUUCCUCCACUGCCAAUGUUUCUGUGCAAAAUUCCCUUUAGGAAAAGAGUUCAUGCCCGCCCAAAGUUCAUGGUAGGUUUUGUGCAUCUGAGCUUCCAGGAGUUUUUCACUGCCUUGUACUAUGUCCUGCUGGAUGAGGAUGAGUCCUUGAGGAACAUCAGAAAGCUGCUUGAUGUCACAAAUCUUGGCAACGGUGAUGAUGCUUCUGCUCAUGGUAGGAAUUUAAAUUUACAGCAUUCCCCCGUGAUCCAGUUUCUUUGUGGUCUGUGUAACGAGAAAGUAAGUGCUGCAUGCAUCAUGGAGACAGAAACAUACAGUCUGUCUGUGUUACCUUCAAUUCAAACACUGAUGAAGAAAUGGAUCCUGCAGGUCAUUGCAGAGAGCGGUCAAAUACGUGAAGGAAAAGUAGGUAAAGGCAUAGUGUUCAUCCUCCACUGUCUCUAUGAGCUGCAUGAGGAGGACUUUGUGAGGAAAGCUAUGGAAGCUUGGGAAGAAAUACAUCUGGGGAUUACAACCCUGAGUACAACAGACUGCUGGGUUCUGUUCUACUGCCUUCAGUGCUGUAAGCAAAUCAGCAGCUUGAACCUUGCCUGUUGCUUUGGCAUAACUGCUGACAUGCUGAAGAUGCUUCAACCUGCACUGCGUAGAUGUGAGAAGUUGUGUUUGCGUAUGGAGGAACUCACAGAUGCGGAUGCCAAUGAUCUGGUCUUGUCUCUGGGAGAAGGGAAUAACCUGAGAUACUUCCGCCAGCAUAAAGGUGCCCUUUCUGAACAGAUUGUGCAGUCGGUCCUCAUCACCCUCAGCAAACAGAAAACCGUGGGUGUAGUUGGGUUCCUAGUCAAGAACAUAUCCGCUGAGACAGCCGUCCUGCUCGUAAACAUCACCCAGAACACAGAGGUUACAGACUUAAACAUCAAGGUGAAUGAAGCCUGCGAUGCCAGUGUCUGCUCAUAUCUCAGCGUGUCAAACAGCGCUGGAGAAUUCAGGGUGAGGAUUAGUACCUACAGCGCACAAAUUAAACCCUCGCUAUCAAAAGUCCACUUUACCUGUCCACACACUGAGAUCUCCAGCAUCGACUGGAGAGGCUUCCUACAGACCUUUCACAGAAUAAACAGCUCCGCAGGAAUAUAUGAAGGCUGUGAGGAGGAUCUGGUUUCUCUGCUGGGAGUCCUGGUGUCUGUGAGUGGUCUGAAGGAGGUGGAGCUGGGCUUCUUCAGUCUGACUGAGAGAUGGGCUUCCUGGGUCCUCUCCAUCAUCCAGGCCUGCCCCACUAUACACAAACUCAAAGCUUCAAUAGGUAAGGAACACAGCAAUGACGAAUGUGUCUGCUCGUCUCUCUGCAUGUCAACAAGUGAUGGAGAUUUCACGCUGACUGUUUAUGGAAUCAGCCGUCCACAAACUGAUCCCUCAAUCUCUAAAAUCAGCCUCACCUGUCCACACUCUGGCACAUCCAGGACCGACUGGAGCGGCUUCUUACAAACACUGCACAAAAUCAACAGCUCAGCAGAAGCAUAUGAAGGCUGUGAGGAGGACCUGGCUUCUCUGCUGGGAGUCCUGGUGUCUGUGAGUGGUCUGAAGGAGGUGGAGCUGGGCUUCUUCAGUCUGACUGAGAGAUGGGCUUCCUGGGUCCUCUCCAUCAUCCAGGCCUGCCCCACUAUACACAAACUCAGAGUGGACACUGAUAUGUGGAACGGUUUGAUUCUGGAGGAGGGGGUCCGAUUACUGGAGUCUCAGAAACGUCCAGACUGCACUCUGACCGUUUCAGGGAUGAGAUGCCAGAAGCCCACUGACCAAUGCACUGUGGACCCAGAGAAAAGGUUCUGCCACCCACUAAUGAUGGACCUCAGCUGCAACCAGGACGUGAAGCUUCAGUUCUGAGCCUGCAGGGCCAGCAGGGGCGCGAUAAAGGAACUGAGUGACCAACCAAACAGGGAAUGAACUAAACAAUGAAUACGGUCUGAUUUCGCGUUCAGUGAGAGGAUCUGCACCUCACCAGGUUUACUGUGAUUAAUGAGCUUAAAUUCAUGCACUUGGUCAGGUGGUUUAUUGCCUCUGUGUGAAAUUAUGAAUUUCAUCUCAAAUCAGUUGCAGCUGUAAAUAUCAGUCGCAGUAUCUUUCACUGAAUAUACUUCUAAAUUGAACAAGCCAUUUAAAUAACAGAUGUUUUUAUGACUAUGUAACUCUAUUUACAGACUUUUAUCAGCACCAGAGGAAACACACUUUGGUUUAACGUGGAACAACGUGCCUUGUAGUACAUUCAGAUAUCCAAGACUAAAUUUGACAGAAUAUUCAGAAAAGAAAGUGUAUGAUGUUGUUCCGCCAGCAGGUGUUACAUGUAUUAAGGUUAAUUAGAUGUUUAUUAAUGUUUUAUAGGUUGUGGUGCUGCUGAUCACUGUAUAGCACUCUGUGACACUCUGUGCUAUGUAUUAGUGACCAUAGCUGGAAAUUGACCACUAUGGGUCAGACCAACACUCCAGAACUCUCCACAACUUCAUGUAGUCUGAAUCUGUCUCAGUCAAGGUGAACGGAAAGGUCAGUGCAGCAAAGUGGUCAGUUUGGUUUUAAGACAAAAAGCACGCUACAGUGUAGGAAUCGACCCUGCAGAGGAGCGGAGAGGCUGGGAGUUUUCAUUCCAAUCGAGCAGAAGCUUCUGGAUUCAGUUGAUCUUGGUACUUAAACAGCUGAUUAGUUACACGAGGAUCUCCUGCCUGUGUGGAAAGAGACCCUGCAGACACUCCGGCCCUCUGUGGAUAAGAGCGCAGCCAAAUGUCCAAUAAAAAGACUAAUUAUGUUCAUUUGCAUAAUAAAAAUAAAACAAACCCUGGGAACUGUGGUUUGUUCUCAC